AUCAGUAUCCCAUGCAUGGCGAUCUCAGGACAGAGCAGAACUGUAUAAAAGGCAGAAGCAUCUCGUAGCACCUCAAUCCAGUUCUUCCCUAGAGGUCUGUUCCAGUGCCUGAGCCAGUUUUACCCAGCUCCUUUUGAGAUGUCCUGCCAGCAGAGUCAGCAACAGAGCCAGCCUCCUCCCAAGUGCAAGACCCCAAAGUGUCCUCCAGCCUCGUCCUGCUGUAGCCUGGGUUCUGGGGGCUGCUGUGGCUCCAGCUCCGGGGGAUGCUGCAGCUCUGGGGGUGGUGGCUGCUGCCUGAGCCACCACAGGUCCCGAUUCUCUCUCCGACGCAGACGUCACAGCUCUGGAUGCUGUAGUGGUGGCAGCAGCAGCAGGUGCUGUGGCAGCAGCGGUGGCGGCAGCUGCUGUGGCAGCAGCUGCUGUGGCAGUAGCGGUGGCGGCAGCAGCUGCUGUGGCGGCAGUAGCAGCAGCAGCGGUGGCGGCAGCAGCAGCGGCGGCGGCAGCAGCUGUGGCAGUAGCGGUGGCGGCAGCAGCAGCCAUGGCAGUAGUGGUGGCAGCAGCAGCUGCUGUGGCGGUAGUGGCGGCGGCAGCAGUGGUGGCAGCAGCCAGCAGCAGUCUGGGGGCUCUAGCUGCUGCUCUGGAGGUUGCUGCUGACCUGAGGAAGAAGAAAAUAGAAAGCAGCACUGGCCGAAGUCCUGGCAGCCAGAAUGUCUCCUCUCCGCUGCUUUUCCUGCAGAAAUAUUUCUAGAACUCUCUGUCUGCUCUUCUUCAUCCCCACAAAGCUCAUCUACCACGAGGCCUUGAGGUCUCACCUCUGACAUUCAUUGGCUUUGCUUUUUCUCUAAGACACAACUGUCUGUGGAUAAGAUGUUGAAAAAUCAGCUCUGAAGCUCUUUCCUGGGUAAUAAUAAAGCUUUUGAUUCCUGA
Acomys russatus (golden spiny mouse) is the source of this 927-nucleotide messenger RNA. RefSeq names its product late cornified envelope protein 1A-like. The record is from RefSeq and is a predicted model, not a curated record. The transcript is spliced from 2 exons. Gene Ontology annotation, biological process: epidermis development. NCBI's taxonomy places the organism in Eukaryota, Metazoa, Chordata, Mammalia, Rodentia, Muridae. Bases 139 to 654 code for a protein of 171 amino acids.